UUAUUUUACCCUAUAUAUGAUUCGAACGUGAUUAUUCAUCUAGAUAUUUUACCUGUGUUUUUAAGUGUUUUUAAUCGUAUUCGUUUUUUUAAUUUGUAUAUAUUUUUAAAUAAAAAAAAUGUGUUCCAAAAAAUUAUUAUGUUAUGUUACUAUUGGUUUACUAAUUAUGGGAAUCUUUAUGGAUGGUGUCGAAGCAAGACGUAAAAUUUUGAAAGGUCGAAAAACAAUUACAAGACGUUAUUAUUGGGGAACCGUAAUACCAGCAUGGUCCAUAGUACUUUUGAUAGGAAUCAGUAUAUUACUUGCUGGUGGUGGACUUUAUGUAUUAUUACAAAAAUUUGUAGUUGAUAAUGCUGAGAUUGAAGAAAGUCAUUCAUAUCAACCUGCAUUACAAAAUGAAGCUUGAUUUAUAUUAAAUGCACACAACAUUAAUUAUUAAUGCUUAUCAUUCUUAUACUUCAACAUAGAUAAAAUAUUAAAAUAUUUUUACAGAAAAAAAUUUUAUAUAAACAUAUUGACAAUUCAUUAUUUAUUUUUAUGUAAUUCUGUUUUAACAAUAGUUUAUUUUUUUUAACUAUUAUAUAUGAUUAGUUUAUUUUUAUUACUAUUGAUUGAAAAAAAAAUAAUACCUCUAUUUAUACAAUGGUAUCCUUUAUAUUAUUUCUUUUUUCUUUUUUUUUUAUUAGCAAUUUUAUAAAUUAUGAAUUACUUAUAUGGUUAUAUUAUCGAAAGAUACGUAAAUUACAACAAUUACAAUUACCAUUUAAUGCAUGUAUGAUUGAAAAUCAAUUACAUUUCAUUUUGUACAUUUUGAUAAAAGAGAAUUAUUAAUUUUUAGACUCAUUAGAUAUAUUAUUCGUUUAAUAUAUAUAUUAUACACUGGAGUCAAUUAGUAAUUAGUAUGAAAGAAAGAAAACCUAUUUUUUAAAAUUCUCUGCGAUGAUAUUUGUCAGGAUCAAAAUACGAUGUUACAACAACACGAUUAUUGAAUUUUCGUCCUGUUAGAGUCUGCUGUGCUUUCUGACAAUCAAUCACGCUAUUAAAUUCGACAAAUACCUAUAAUACAAAAAUUUUGUUAAUAUAUUACUUAAAAUUAAAAUAAAUUAAAACAUUUAUAUUGAAUAA
Apis cerana (Asiatic honeybee) is the source of this 1125-nucleotide messenger RNA. RefSeq names its product membrane protein hoka (gene hoka). NCBI's taxonomy places the organism in Eukaryota, Metazoa, Arthropoda, Insecta, Hymenoptera, Apidae. The record is from RefSeq and is a predicted model, not a curated record.